AUGUCGUCAUCAAAACAGUAUCAGCAGCAGCCAGAGGAUGAGGAGCUCGGCCCAGUCACAAUUGCCGAGGACGAGGUCGAGGAGAUCCUCGAUGUUGAAGACCCCGACGGCGACGUCGCCAUGGGCUCUGACGACGAGGGCCCCGAGGAGAUUGCCCUCGAGAACGAUAGUAUCGCUUAUUUCGACGGCCAUAAAGACUCUGUUUUUGCCAUUGCUCAACACCCUUUGUACCCGAACAUCGUUGCGACCGGCGGUUCUGAAGGCGACGCCGACGAUGCCCCUGGCAAGGGCUACGUUCUCGACAUCUCAGCUGCUGCCGGACGCCCUGUGCUGCCCCCUAGCUAUAAUUCCGACCCUUCGUCAGCCCCUCAGCAAAACACCUCGCUGAACCCCAUUUUCGAGAUCGACGGCCACACCGACAGCAUCAACGCCUUAACAUUUACCCUCCCGCGCGGCGAUUUCCUCGUUAGCGGCGGCAUGGACGGCCGCAUGCGCGUGUAUGCCGUUUCUGUGCCUCAAAAUGGCGCGCUUGCCCAGUUCAAGUUCCUCGCCGAGUCCCAGGAAACAGAAGAGAUCAACUGGUUUGCGCCGUGCCCGUCGCCAGACCACCCUAAUACCAUAGCGCUUGGCGCAUCUGACGGCUCAGUCUGGGUAUUCACUCUCGACGCAAGCGAUCCAUCCAACCCAGUUCAGAUCGUCCAGUCCUAUUUCCUGCACACCGGCCCUUGCACGGCAGGAGCCUGGAGCCCCGAUGGUUUGCUGCUUGCUACCGUCAGCGAGGACGAGUCUUUGCACGUGUACGACGUAUUUGGUGUCGCAGCAAGCAAAUCCCUCGUCACCGACAACGGCCAAACUGUGGUAUCCCUCACAAACGUCGACCAACGCUUCGCUGUCGAAGGCGGCCUCUUUUCCGUCGCCGUUUCCCCCACUGGUGCAGUCGUAGCCGUCGGCGGUGCCGGCGGUCAAAUCAAGAUCGUCGGUCUCCCACGCCUCUCCCAGCCCCAACAACCACAAUCCCAGUCCCAAUCCCGGACAGGCAAAGCCCCCGCCGGCCGCGCUGGCCGCCCUUCUCAGCAACAACAAACUACCUCCCAUCAAGCCGGUACCAUCCUCGCCUCCCUCCAAAUCCAAUCCGACAACAUCGAAUCCCUCGCCUUCUCCCCGUCAGCCCCUAUUUUGGCAGCCGGCUCAACAGAUGGUUCCAUCGCCGUCUUCGAUACAUCCCGCUCCUUCGCUCUGCGUAGACACUUGCGCGGCGCACACGCCGAGGACCCGGUCGUCAAGGUCGAGUUCGUCAAGUCGCCUCCGAACGCGGCGAUGGCUGGGUGGUUGCUUACCAGCUGUGGCAUGGAUGGCGUGGUGAGGAGGUGGGAUUUGCGGGGUGGCACUGCUGGGCCGGGAACGCUGCCUCAUAUGCAGCAUUUACAGCAGCAACGUCAACAGCAGCAGGAGGGAGCUGCGCCAAGCGGGUUGGUGAAGGAAUGGAAAGGACAUCGGAGUGGACAGGAAGGGGGUGGUGUGUUGGGGUUUGUGCAGGGAGAGACGGGAGAGAGGAUUGUUACGGUUGGUGAUGAUGCUGUUGUUUUGGUGUUCGAGGCUUGA
Thermochaetoides thermophila DSM 1495 is the source of this 1602-nucleotide messenger RNA. RefSeq lists its product as uncharacterized. Gene Ontology annotation, molecular function: protein binding. The coding region runs from base 1 to 1602 and encodes 533 amino acids. Lineage: Eukaryota; Fungi; Ascomycota; Sordariomycetes; Sordariales; Chaetomiaceae. The transcript has a single exon. The record is from RefSeq and is a predicted model, not a curated record.